This is a messenger RNA of Microthlaspi erraticum, 522 nucleotides long. Lineage: Eukaryota; Viridiplantae; Streptophyta; Magnoliopsida; Brassicales; Brassicaceae. The record is from the annotation of a GenBank genome assembly.
AUGAGUAGAAAAGGAGUUAUCAAAAGAGUGAAGACUGGUCCAGACGGCUUAUCGAGCAUCGCGCCCAACCGCGCACACCGGCUGGCCGAGAACGAACAUACCACGAUCGUCCUGCGCAAACAUCCGCGUUCCAUCCCGCCAAGUCCACGGCCGAGCUCACGUACCGACCCGGGAAGCAUUGUCCCGCGGUCGGCCGUUCAGCCUGCCACCACAAGCCGCGCACGACCGCGCCGCGCGAACCGGGAAGCAAUCUCGCGGCCGCGCACAACCACGUCCCGUGGCCGAUCACACCGUCCGACCAGGAAGGCUUCCCACGUCCGGCCAGAACCUUCGGCCAAUCCAUCCAUCUCCGACCCGACGGCCGAACGAAAACUCUCGGCCACGAUCGACCCGACCGUGCCGAUAGCCGACCACGACCCGAUAGUCCCGACCGACCGUCCGAACGUCCGGUCGACCCGAAGCCCUUUUGAAGCCCGUUUCACACGUUUUCAACGGCCCGGCUUAACCCUAAGCCGCCUCUGA